Drosophila subobscura is the source of this 2326-nucleotide messenger RNA. RefSeq names its product F-box/WD repeat-containing protein 5 (gene Fbw5). Bases 242 to 2194 code for a protein of 650 amino acids. The record is from RefSeq and is a predicted model, not a curated record. Gene Ontology annotation, molecular function: protein binding. The transcript has 3 exons. Gene Ontology annotation, cellular component: Cul4-RING E3 ubiquitin ligase complex; SCF ubiquitin ligase complex. Lineage: Eukaryota; Metazoa; Arthropoda; Insecta; Diptera; Drosophilidae. Gene Ontology annotation, biological process: protein ubiquitination.
GACCAGUCCUGUGGCAGCCAAACAGCUGUUAAAAGACAAAAACAACAUUGAAAAUAAGAGAGAAAGUUUCUUUCGGUUUUUUACCUGAUGCGCUAAAAACAAAGACAAAACAAAGGCCAAAACGAAACAAAAACCAGUUAUUACCCAAUAGCACAAAGGCAAAGGCCGUACGAGAGCCGUAAAUCUUAUUGCAGACGCGACAGCUGUGGCGACAAGAGUCUGCCCUAAUUCGGAAAUCCAAAUGGAAGUGACCUUCAAAAAGGCCCGACUGGUAAAGCACACAAAUGCUGCAGCAGACGCAGAAGAAGAGUACACACCAACAGAUGGAUGGUGGGCCCUGCCGGAGCCCGCCCUUCUGCUGAUCUUUGAGCGCUUGAAUGUCCACGAUCUGCUGCAGGCGAGCCUGUGCUGCCGGCGAUGGCACAGCAUUGCGAACGAUGAUCUGUUGUGGCGUCAAAAGUUCCAGGAGAACUUUAGAGCCUCGCCCAGCGUACCGUUGAAGCCCGGCGCCGAGAGCUGGCGCUCCGAAUACCAGCGUCUGUCCACAAAAAUACCAUUCGUGCAGGCGCAGCGGCUGGAGCCGACGGUGGAGAACAAUCAUGGACACACGCAUCAGGUGCUGCAUGUGAGCUUUGCACACAAUGGUGAGAUGUUUGCCACCUGCUCCAAGGAUGGCUAUGUGAUAAUAUGGAACUCGCAGCACCCAUGCAAGGAAAAGUAUGCGCACAAUAUGAAACAAUUCAGCUGGAAGUACUCGCAAUACUCGCAGUUCAAUCAGAGCGACACUUUGCUGCUGGUGUCGGGUGUGCACUUUGGUUCGCCGCAGUCCACCUCCGGAGAGAUAGCCGUGUUCUAUUUGGGCGCAACAGAGUCUCAUUUACGCUGCCGAGUGGUCAAUCGUCCGUAUGACAUAUUUGGAACUUGGUUCAGUGAUCAGUAUCUGAUCUCAGGCGAUCUGCAUUGGCUGGCCCAUUUGGUGAGCACAUCGGUGCUGUGGCUGAACAAGGCCAAUCAGGAGAUUGACUCUGAGCACGUGCCGAUCAUGAGUCAAUUGUACAAGUUCUACAAUCGCAAUGCCAGCUCUGUGCGGGCCAUAAUGGUGGCCAGGUGCCCCUGGUUGGACGAGAGCAACGAUCCUUUGGCCAAGGAGGAGGAGGAGGCGCGCAGUCCGAGCUUCCCGUUUGCGAGUAACGAUGAGGCACAGGGUGCUCAGGCCAGUGGGAAUCCGCUGUCGCAUGCCGCCAGUCUUAGACGCACACGAAGUGCCACGCCCGAGGAGAACUUCUUGCCCGACAUAAGCGAGCGUCGGUCCAGAGCACGUCCGGGCGAUGCCACUAUACAUUACCUGGAGGAAUACAGAAAAGCGGUGGCGCCCACAAGCGAAGCCAACGACGAAGAGGACGAGGAAGAGUACGACUCGAUGGAUGUGCAUGAGGAGUACGAUGAAAUGGAGAAUAGCAUACCCAAGUAUCUCAUCUUUUCGACCGGUUCGAAGACAUUUACCCCGCACCAGAUCGGCUUCAAGCGGAUUAGGAACGUUUAUUUUCCCAAAAAACUGGAUCCAGGGCCCUCGCUGAAGGAGAGAAUAGCCGCCAAGCGGGCCGCUGCACAGCAGCAGCAGCAGGAGCCACGCAAUGAUCCGGAUUGGUGGAACUACGACUCGGUGAAGGAUCGCUUUGACCAGGUGGACAAAGUGAUCGAUCUGCAUGGACACAUCAUUGGCAUGGCGCUGAGUCCGGAUCAUCGUUAUUUGUAUGUUAAUACGCGACCUUGGCCAAAGAACUAUGUGAUCACCAAUCCCCUGGAGCCGCCGCCAAUUGCUCAAGAGAUCGAUAUACAUGUGAUUGAUUUGAUGACGCUGAAGCGUGUGGGGAAUAUGCUGCGGGCCCACAAGGCCUACACUCCCAGCACAGAGUGUUUCUUCAUAUUCCUCGAUGUCUGUGCGGAGUAUGUGGCCAGUGGGGCUGAGGAUCAGCAUGCCUACCUCUGGGAUCGCUACUAUGGCAUUAGUUUGGCGAAAUUCAAGCACUCGGAUGUGGUCAACAGUGUGGCCUUCAAUCCAAAAGACUCUGAGAUGCUUGUGACCACCAGCGAUGACUAUACCAUAAAGGUCUGGCGUUCCCGGGCCAAAGCAAAGGCCUAUAAUAUACCCAUUAAUGUGAGCGAAUCCUUCGAGCUCAAGCCGAAGAAAUGAAGCAACGCCUUAAGCUACAUCUACAUCAACAUCCUUGUGCCUGCCCUGCCCUGCCUCAUUAUGACAAAUGUUCAUGAACGACAAAAGUGGUUCUUACUGCCGGAAGAAUAGAUUGUUUGUUUAUAGCUGUUA